GCACGCACCUUGCUCGUUAUCAAAAGCACAAAAGCAACAGAGAAGAAGUGAAGGGGUAGCAGGACUUUCUUAAGCCAAAACAAAAGUAAAAUAACGACUAAUUUAUUUCUCUCUACUGCUGUCGAAUGUUUUGGUGGCAUGAACAGAAAACUAUAGCGGCGGCGAAAUGAUCGAGGCAGGACCAUUAACUAGUGAAAGCUAGCUGACGUUGAAUUUCUCUAAAGUUUACGGUGGUUGGCUAGCUGGUUAGCUAGCUACCUCCACGGCGCUGGCCUCCUCCUUAGGUCUGCAGGCCCCUGUCUACCCCUUCGUCUCACGUAUGCUCAACCGUGCCCCAGAAAGAUGGUGUCGUGGAUGAUCUCAAGAGCUGUUGUGCUCGUCUUCGGCACUCUCUACCCAGCCUACAACUCCUACAAGGCUGUUAAGACCAAGAACGUCAGGGAAUAUGUGCGAUGGAUGAUGUACUGGAUCGUCUUCGCUCUCUACACCGUGGUGGAGACCAUUGCGGACCUGACCGUGGCAUGGUUUCCUCUGUACUAUGAGCUGAAGAUAGCCUUUGUGAUCUGGCUGCUGUCCCCCUACACCAGAGGGGCCAGUCUGAUCUAUAGGAAGGUCCUCCACCCCAUGCUCUCCUCCAAAGAAAGGGAAAUCGAUGACUACAUUGUCCAAGCAAAAGAACGCAGCUACGAGACCAUGGUGAACUUCGGCAAGCAGGGCCUAAGUAUAGCAGCCACAGCAGCUGUGUCCGCAGCUGUCAAGGGCCAGGGAGCCAUCACUGAGAAACUGCGUAGCUUCAGCAUGCACGACCUGUCACAGAUCUCCCAGGGAGACCAGCCUGACUCCGGCCGCCGAGGACUUACCCAGCCAGACGGACCCGGUUCUCGCUCCAAAGGCCCCCUCACUCGCAGCCAGAGCACUCCAGGAGACUAUUACGAUUACGAGCAGGAUGACCGUACCGACGACGAUGAGCAAGAGCCUGUGUUCUCAGAGGACGAGGCGGUGACCCACAAAGGCGUCCGGCGAUCCCAAAGCGUCAAGAUCACGCGCUCCAGAUUACGCAAGGACGCGGCUCGGUAUGGCUCCCUGCGAAUCAAAACCAAGAAAAGACCUGCACUGAACCCCAACAACUAUGCAUCAUAGGGGCACCCCAGAGCACAACUACUGAUCUGGAGAGGCAUUGUCUUCUGUGUGUGUGUACAUGCACAUGUUUCAGCAUAUGCAAGAGUGUAUGUGUGUGUGGAUGUGUGUGUGUUCGUCUAUGUGUAUGUGUGUGUGUCCUCAUAGAAACCCCAUGUCAGUGUUUGAGUGUGAUCCUCUGCUCUGCGUUUAGAACUUCUUUAUCGGGUGGCGGGUUCCUCUCCUCUCCUCUCCUCUCCACACUGACAGACCCCCCCCACCUGUCGUUGCAAUACUUAGUGUGGCUAUUUAUUAUGAUCUUUUUUUAAUCAUCAUCAAUGAAACAUGUAUCAUGUGUUCAGACAGAGGAUAUCACGGGCAGAGAUUCUAAUGUAUGUAUUUUAAUUUUUAUUAGUAGACUUUUAAGAGUGUUUGUUUCGUUUGUUUGUUUGUUUUUUCUUAGAUUUUUAAAUAAAUCAUGCUUAAUGUCUGUUUCAUGAAUUGGAAGGAUUCAAGGUACGAACGUCUUUCUCAGUAGUGCAGUAUUUUUUAAAUGUUUGGGGGUUUUUUUGGUCAUUAUUCUAUGGAUGUGGGUCAGUUUUAUAUAUAUUUUGCUGUCUAUGUAAUAUGCUGCCUUGCAGACUAUGUGUUUCAAGGAAUUGUUUCAAAGACCAUCUUAAAUAUCAUCUUUUACUCUCGCUGGCACACUUGAAAGAGAACCUUCACCAGCUGACCAAAAGUGUCCCUUAGCCGCUACUUACAGUACGUGAGCAUAACAACCAAAGAUUCUAGAACAGAGCUCUGUUCUAGAAUCUUUGAUAAAAACCAAUAAGUCAAAAAAGGGAACGACAUUUUUAAUUGUGUGUGUGUGUGUGUUGGUGUGUGUUUGUGUGAAUGCAUUACUGGCUAGUCCAGGAUCCAAGAUGCUGUUUUUGGGGGGAAAAUAAACUGAAAAAAAAAAAACCUCUUUUGCACAUUGUGAAGUCGUCAUGGUUACUUCCCCCUUCAUCUCAUCGAAGCUGGCUGGUAUUGUCCUUAGAAGGCUCUCUUUUGCUCUCUACACCAAAGUCUCUUUCGCUCUCUUUCUCGGUCUCUCUCUUUCUCAUUCUCUCAAUUUCGCUCCCCCUCUUUUUUUAACCAGAAGCCCAGGCACCAGCAUGUGUGCACAUGUGAUUGGGUGGGUUAUAUUUUGCAUUCUUUGUACAGGAAUUGCAUUUUUGGUUUUGAAUAAAGUUUGAGAGAAAUAUUAA
Messenger RNA from Alosa alosa (allis shad), 2366 nucleotides. It is a transcript of the gene reep3b, whose product is annotated as receptor accessory protein 3b. The transcript has 9 exons. Gene Ontology annotation, cellular component: cytoplasmic microtubule; endoplasmic reticulum membrane; endoplasmic reticulum tubular network. The record is from RefSeq and is a predicted model, not a curated record. Gene Ontology annotation, molecular function: microtubule binding. Lineage: Eukaryota; Metazoa; Chordata; Actinopteri; Clupeiformes; Clupeidae. Bases 343 to 1140 code for a protein of 265 amino acids. Gene Ontology annotation, biological process: endoplasmic reticulum tubular network organization.